AUGCCUCCCCGUCAACCAAGAUGGCCAUGGUACAGCAUUUUCCUUCGCCUUCUCCGAGCUAUGACAAGGAGAGCAUCUCCCGCCUUAUUUGCCAUCACAAUGGGCACAGGAGCAAUUAGCAACCUUUUUGUUGCUUUUCCAUAUGGCCGAGGCUCGCAGUCUUUCAACACCCUGAGCCUCGUGUUCUUCUUCUUCAACCUCUUACUCUUCGUAACCUUUUCGGCGCUGGUUAUCGCAAAAUACGUAUGCUAUCCGGACAGAUGGAAAUCUCUGUUGCGGAAUCCAAUAACCAGUUUAUACACCGGUUGUUUUCCCAUGGGAGCGACUACGCUCAUCAGCGUCGCUGCGCAAGUUAUUCAUGACAGAUACCAGUUCGGUGGAAGAAGUUUUGUGUACUUCAUUUGGGCCGUAUGGUGGGUGGACGUCAUUGUCUCAUUCAUGUGCUGUUGGAUCGGCGUUCACGUCAUGGUUACGCAGCAAACACACGCUCUGGAAUCUAUGACUGCAAUGUGGCUUCUUCCCGUAGUCACCCUCAUAGUCGCUGCGUCUUCCGGUGGUGUUCUCGGGCAAACCUUGAAUCAGUAUUCCACGCCGUACGCUCUCUGGACUGUUACAGUCUCCGUCUACAUGGUCACUGUCGGCCUUACCCUUGCACUCAUGAUUUUAACAAUCUAUCUCAUGAGACUGAUUAUCCACGGACUACCUCCGGGAACAAGUAUCUUGUCCGUAUUCCUUCCACUCGGACCGACGGGCCAGUCCGGUUUCGCCAUUAUGCUCAUUGGAGACAACCUGAAAGUACUUCUUCCAAGGAGUCCCAAGAUCACAACUUCGAACUUCCUCACUCACGAGGCAACAGGGCCGAUUAUCGACAUUGUCGCCACGAGCGUAGCAUUCCUCUUGUGGUCACUUGCGACUAUGUGGAUUCUGUAUGCCCUGCUCGCCGUCUACAGUACUCUUCGCCGGUCGUGGAUUACGUUUAGGUUAUCCUUUUGGGGCCUAGUUUUUCCCAACGGAGUGUACGCUAAUUUGACCAUCCAACUAGCUGACAAAUUUGAUUCGUCCGCUUUCAGAGUGUACGGAGCAAUUUAUGCGGUGGCGACAUUGAUUAUAUGGACAUCAAUAUUUUUGCGUUCUCUAUUGGAGAUUAAGUACUUUUUCGUGAAACCAUCAGAGCGCCAAAGUCCUCGAAUUGACGAACUCAAACAGCCAGAAUGGCGCAACCCUCGGCAAGAGGUUAGCCCGUCGCGGACUAGCAUAACUCAAGUAGCAUAG
Messenger RNA from Cyclocybe aegerita, 1272 nucleotides. Lineage: Eukaryota; Fungi; Basidiomycota; Agaricomycetes; Agaricales; Hemipholiotaceae. The record is from the annotation of a GenBank genome assembly.